GGACCAGACAGGUCAGUUAAUGAUAAACCAUCUGUGUGGAUGUACCGUGUGGAACUGCUUGUGUUUGUGACGCUGCAGCGCUGUGUUCGGUGUUUGGAGGAUCCUGCCAGCGGGUGGAUUUGCGGAUCUGUGGAUCAGCGCUAUGGCAGCAGUGCGAGCAGCCAAACAAGCUCUGAGGAGAGAAAUAAAGAAGCGACUUGCUGUACUGAGUGAGGAGGAGAAGCAGCGCCAGUCUCAGGAGCUUUCACUCAAGCUCUUUGAACAUCCCAGGUACCAGAGCAGCGGGCGCGUGGCAUUAUUUCUGAGCAUGCAGGACGAAGUGUGCACCGACGCCAUCCUUCAGCACGCGCUCACCAGCGGCAAGGUGUGCUUCAUCCCCCGCUACCAGAGCAACAGCAACCACAUGGACAUGCUGAGACUGCACAGCGUGGAGGACGUGAACUCGCUGCCCGUCACCGGCUGGAACAUCCGGCAACCCGCCCAUGAUGAUGCGCAGCGGGAGGAAGCUCUCGCCUCAGGUGGUUUAGACCUGAUCCUGAUGCCUGGUCUGGGGUUCGAUAGGAACGGGAAUCGUUUGGGACGAGGUAAAGGAUUCUACGACUCGUACCUGAAGCGCUGUAGCAACCAUCCUAAAGGGAAACCCUACACCAUCGCUCUGGCCUUCAAACAGCAGCUGUGUGAUCAGGUUCCCGUGGACGAUGGAGACGUUCUCAUUGAUGAAGUUCUGUAUGAGGAGAACUGAGCUGGAGUCUGUCUGAUAUAUAAUAUAUAUAAAAUCAUUUAUAAGGUCGACAGCUCCGGUAUCUCAGGUUUGAUCCUCGGCUCUUGUCACCGUUCGUGUAGAAUUCGGCUUGUUUGUUUAAGCUUUGUACCCACCUUGACCAUGACCAGAAUAAAGUUACUGUUGUGUGA
Molecule: messenger RNA, 912 nt
Organism: Trichomycterus rosablanca
Lineage: Eukaryota; Metazoa; Chordata; Actinopteri; Siluriformes; Trichomycteridae
Gene: mthfs
Product: 5,10-methenyltetrahydrofolate synthetase (5-formyltetrahydrofolate cyclo-ligase)
Exons: 3
Coding region: 143-742 (199 amino acids)
Biological process (GO): folic acid-containing compound biosynthetic process; tetrahydrofolate interconversion
Cellular component (GO): mitochondrion
Molecular function (GO): 5-formyltetrahydrofolate cyclo-ligase activity
Source: RefSeq, a predicted model, not a curated record